AUUCCGGGAAAGGAAGAAAACUUCCUCUGCUGGACUGGCAGCCUCAGUGAAAGCAGACAGGCCCUCAGCGACAGAGUGCAUCAUGGAGAGACCUGCCGCAGUGCCGGUGAGCAGGAGUCCAUCAGUACCAGAUUACAACACCUCAACCUCCACCUUGGCCUUUGACCAGCAUUUCACCACAACUGCCAAAGGAAUUCUCCUCCAGGCUGAGAUAGUAUGUGGUAUGCUAGUGUGGAUUCUGGUUGGGGGUACAGAUUAUUAUCAUCAGCCUACUCUCUGCUGGGUGAUGUUUGUUUCCAUUUUGUUCUGGAUUCUGACAGUUUCCCUGUUUAUAAUUUACCUCACUGGAGCCCACAACAGGAUACCACGGGUCCCCUGGACUAUGCUGUCGCUGUGCACGAACUGCAGCGCUACUGCACUGUAUCUGGUGGCAGCAGUAACAGAUGCUUUUUCCGUCAACCUGGAUGUCAGGGGGAGACACAACUACAACUGUUGGGCGGCGUCAGCAUUCUUUGCUUUUCUGACCACACUGUGCUACGCAGGAAGCAGUUACCUGAGCUACCGCGCGUGGAAAACUCCAGAAGAGCAGUAGCAUCAUUGCCUCCCAUCUUAAUCCAACAUCUUUCAGACUUCCUGUAUCUCAACAAGCUUUUGUGAAUCCCGUGACCCAAAGCUAAUGAGGUUGAGUUCGGAGGAAACAUAUGCUCUAAAAUUAAAAAAACAAAAAAUCUAACAAUGACAGGGCAGCUGCUUGUUUUCACCGUGUUUGGGGUUGUUUGUUUGAUGCAGCAACCAGUGGUCUACACGCAGGCACCCAGUAAGUCCCCAGUUUGAGAAGAUGAAACAAUGAAGCACAUCACACAAAAAGGAACUGAACCAGAUGCACACAUGUGCACACAAUGUGUUGGUUUUAAUGCCCAAACUAGUCUGUGUAUUGAAUUUUUCAUGUCAAAAAUGUGCCACUGAUAAAACACUGAACGUUAUACAAGUUUAUACUUCAACCAUUAAGUUUAUGCUUAAAUACAAAUUGUACAAUAAUUUGUGCAACCUUUGUUAUAUGCUUAGUGUUGCUGUUCUUGAGGCUACAUGCGAUUCUGAUUAAAAGGGCAACAUAUCA
Messenger RNA from Archocentrus centrarchus (flier cichlid), 1117 nucleotides. It is a transcript of the gene cmtm8b, whose product is annotated as CKLF-like MARVEL transmembrane domain containing 8b. The record is from RefSeq and is a predicted model, not a curated record. Bases 83 to 592 code for a protein of 169 amino acids. Gene Ontology annotation, molecular function: structural constituent of myelin sheath. Gene Ontology annotation, cellular component: membrane. The transcript is spliced from 4 exons. Gene Ontology annotation, biological process: myelination. NCBI's taxonomy places the organism in Eukaryota, Metazoa, Chordata, Actinopteri, Cichliformes, Cichlidae.